AUGAAGUUCUACUUUGCAUACGUAUUUUUACUAUGUCUCAUUUCAUACACUCAUGGACAUGAUGAGACGGCUUCUGGUGGAUCGACAAAUUAUGUUGAAUUAACAACAGACACAUUUAAUACCGUAGUAGGACAUGACCAAGGUGUAUUUGUGAAAUUUUAUGCGCCUUGGUGUGGUCACUGCAAGAAUCUCGCACCGUCGGAGAAGAGGGAAUUGUCUAUGAUGUCACAGAAAAUUUUUAUGCUCGUUUUAAUAUGGGUUAUUAUGCAGACGUGGGAAGACCUUGCGAAUGCUUUUGCUCACGCAAAAGACAAAGUUGUCAUCGCAAAACUUGACGCAGAUGAGUACAAGGAUGUGGGAACAAAAUAUAAUGUACAAGGUUAUCCAACCUUAAAAUGGUUUCCACCGCACGACAGUGAUAAUCCCGAAACUUAUGACGGCGGUCGUGAUCUUGAAUCCUUAGCUACGUUUGUCGAGGAAAAGUCCAAUACAAAGAAAAAGAUAAAGAAAGCUGUGGUGGCGGUUACUGUGUUGACUGCUUCCAACUUUGACAGUAUUGUCUUAGAUAAGAGUAAAAAUGUUUUGGUGGAGUUUUACGCUCCUUGGUGUGGUCAUUGUAAAUCUCUGGCCCCGACGUAUGAAAAAGUUGCUAAAACUUAUUCUCCAGAACCAGAGUGCGUAGUAGCUAAUCUCGAUGCGGAUACUUAUAAAGAUUUGGGUGAAAAAUACGGCGUUAAAGGCUUUCCAACUAUCAAGUUCUUCCCGAAAGGAGAGGACAAGACUCCUAUCGAUUAUGACAAAGGUCGAUCCGAAGAAGAUCUUGUCAAGUAUUUGAACGAAAAAUGUGGAACCGAACGUCAGGUCGGAGGUGGAUUGAAUGAAAAGGCCGGCAAGAUUCCAGAGUUAGAUGCUAUUGCUCUACGAUACGUUAAUGCGGUAUCGGAAGAAUCGAUUGACGAGCUUUUGAAGGAGGCUGAAGACGAGGCUGCAAGUAUAAACACCAAAACUGCUAAAUAUUAUAUUAAAGUAAUGGAAAAGAUAAAAGAGAAACCCGGAUACGUGGAAUCAGAGAUUUCUCGAUUAGAAAAGAUUAUCAAAUCGGGAACAAUAUCUGAAAACAAGGUGGAUGAAUUUACAAUUAGAAAGAAUAUUCUCUCUAGUUUCAAGAAGGGUCCUGGUCUAGUACAUCAAGAACUGUAG
Paraglomus brasilianum is the source of this 1200-nucleotide messenger RNA. The record is from the annotation of a GenBank genome assembly. NCBI's taxonomy places the organism in Eukaryota, Fungi, Glomeromycota, Glomeromycetes, Paraglomerales, Paraglomeraceae.